Toxorhynchites rutilus septentrionalis is the source of this 1020-nucleotide messenger RNA. RefSeq names its product general odorant-binding protein 71 (gene Obp59a). Lineage: Eukaryota; Metazoa; Arthropoda; Insecta; Diptera; Culicidae. The record is from RefSeq and is a predicted model, not a curated record. Bases 63 to 848 code for a protein of 261 amino acids. The transcript has 2 exons. Gene Ontology annotation, molecular function: odorant binding.
UCUAAUUUGCGCACCCUGUAUCAUAAAAAGCUGUGAUGGCUAUCCACAAAUAGUACAUAAUCAUGGACGAUCGUUGGAUGUUAUUGUCGUUAUUACUUUUGGUAAUCCUCGUAGGCUUGCUGGACAAUAGUUCUGCUCUCAGAUGUCGUACCCAGGAUGGCCCCAGUAGCGAAGAAGUGCGGAAGGUUAUCCGAACGUGUAUGAAACGUGUUACAACGGAGACGGAUAAUGAAACCAGCAACGAGAACAACGAAAGCUCGGAUUCGUCCUAUCCAGAUGCGAAUCAAAGUGAGGAGAAUGGUCAGAGGGAUAUAAACGAUGCGAGACAAGGUAAUCAGAGGGGAAACGGAAGAAAUAAUGGCGGUGGAGAUAGAACCAACGAUCGAAAUUCUGAUAAAAAUGGGGAAAACCGUCAGAACAACAAUAGGAACCGAAAUGAAGGCGAACGAUAUUCGGAACGGGAUUUCGGGUAUGGAGGAUGGGGCAACGGCCGUUCGGGACGGUAUAAGAGACAAUAUUAUAACGAUAGAUCAAACAACGGCUAUGGAAAUGGAUACCAAGAGAACAACCGUUAUGAUCGUGAUCAAAGAAACUUUCAAGGAUUCAAUGGCAAUAGUUCUCAUAAUGCCUCUGUAGGACGUGAUCGAGCCUGUCUGAUGCAGUGUUUCUUCCAGGAGUUGAAAAUGACUAACAAUGAGGGAUUUCCGGAUAAGCACCGAGUCAUACAUGUGGUCACUAAAGAUCUAAGGGAUAACGAGCUUCGAGAUUUUUAUAUCGAUUCGAUUCAAGAGUGUUUCCACAUGAUCGCGGUCGAGCCAAUUGCAACGAUUGGGAAUCUGAGACGAUAAUUUUCUAAAUUGAAGUUCACAAUUUGUGUGGAGUCACAAGCACCUUAUAGCAAUGUGUAAUGUCUCUCAACUAGCACCUCGUUUAUAGGAUAUAAAUGCAAUAUGUUUCAAACCUACCGAAUUUUUCAACUCAUCCUUCUUCGUCAUAUGCUCCUCUUCCGCAUGCUUUUCA